ACGACACGACGCAUCGUUCUUUACAUAGCCUCGCCUCCUUCCCAAGUAGCUGUGUAAAAGCGGAGCAUAUAAUACAAACUCCUUCUCGAUUGUGGGUGGCUACUCUAUUCCCUAACAACGACGUCCAUGACAGAUAGACUGCAAGGGUAUUCAGAAUUAUUCGGGCGGUAGAGCUUCGUAUCUGAGCAGACUUUUGAGGGAAUUCAUCGAGUCGACUGGUCUUAUCUUUCCCUUGACAUCACCCGUUUGUCAUAAGUAGUACAAGAUGGUUGGAGUCCCGGGGCGGUCAAAAGGAUGCUCGACGUGCCGAUAUAGGAAGAAGGGGUGCGACCAACUACGACCCAUUUGUGGCAAUUGCAUACGCGGGGGACUCGAGUGUGGCGGAUACGAGCGUACCAUUAUUUUGGUUCAUGCCGAUGAUUCAGGAAAAGGAACCUACAAACCCGUCGUGAAGAAAGCACAGAAUCGUUCGCAGCAGCCUGGUCCGAUGUGCGGACCAGUAUUCGUGGCUCCACAGUCUAAGGGCCUGAACAGGACGUCGUUCGAGCUGCGAUUCUAUGAAAACUUCUGGGAUUUAUUUUUACCUCCAAGGUCUGGUCCGGUAGAUCCAUGCACGACUUCUUUUGUAAGCUCGGGCACUCAGUGGGCUGAUUAUACUCUUAAUUGUGUGCCCCGAAGCGAGGUGACGAGGUGCGCGUUACUUGCAUUGAGUACCUCGAAAAUAGGCAGAGACACGGAAGACAAGCUGCUCACACGGCAGGGUCUCGAGCUGUACGGCAAAGCGCUGUCGCUGUUCGCUAAGGAGCUGCAGACUCCAGGCAAGGCGAAACCGUUCGAGGUGCUAAAUUGCUGUCGCAUAUUGGCGCUAUAUGAGCAACUCAAUGAUAUUAGCGCAGCAGCAAGAAAUUGGAAAGGCCAUAUACAAGGCUUGCUGAGCCUUGUCCACCAGCAUCCCCCCGAAGCAUUCUCGCAUACUGGUGCACAUGAGAUAUUCCUCGAGUGUCGUCACAAUGGUGUGACUUCUGCUCUUGCAAACCGAAAGGCAACCUUUCUCUCUAAGCCCGAGUGGAUCAGUGGACCUUGGAAAUCGAGACACAAGGACGUCGUUGAUACCGCUUUUGAUAUUUUGGUCAAAAUUCCCGGCGUCCUGGAAGAAUGGGACCUGAUUAGCACUCGCACGUCCACUGGAGAAGCUCUUCGCAGGGCAAGGGUCUUCAGGGACCAAUGUUCUAAGGUUGAUCACGAGCUCUCUAUGUGGUACAGCAGCUUCAUAUCUGUGCUCGCACACGCGCAUCCAGUUGAAGCAGAGGCUCUUCUCAAUGGCACAGACAGACCCGCACAACAAACAAUGAUACCAGACAUCUUAGCGAAAGUCGGACUUCAUCACCUCCACGCGAUGAUGAUAUAUUGGACAACGUGCAUGAUUCUACAUGCUACUAUUGACCUUGUGGAUGAUUUUUUCCCCAUGGCUACCAGUUUCGGGAGCGAAGCGCCCAGAUUACGGGGCUUUCAAAUCAUCAAAUACCUUAUAUGCCUAGCACACAGUGCUAAGUACUUCCUUGGGUCUGAAAUGGGUUUGCUUGGGCCCCUGAUCAUAUCUUACACAGGUACCGGCUUAAUUCGCACGCUUUACGCACACCAGGCCUGCUUUCCAGAAGCUGAUCCUAAAGAUCUGGAAGAGCUGAGGCAUGUAAUGAAGUCCAUUGGGAGCUUGAGAGGGUUCAACACAUGGCAGAUGUGGAAACAUGGCAUGGAUGAGCUCAACAACGAUAAGAAAGCGAUAAUCGACCGCUAUAACCACGAUCACGUCGAUUGCAAGAAUGGGCAUUUGACCUAGGUUCCCGGUCGGGCAGAAACAGCAGUAGGCCCAAAGACUCAUAAUCUGAGGCAGUCUUGUGGCAGGAUAGAAGAUAAAAUCACUCACGUUACAAAACAAUGACUUCAUUACAGCUAACGGCUCUGGAUCAAACUGCCUGCUUUGCAACGAGGAGACUGCGAUUGACAAAGGAAGAUUGCGGAAUUUUCGCGCACUCAUAUUUAUUUAGUAGCUAUCCCAGACACUCGUGGCCGGCACAGGCACCUCUAGUCAACACAAGCUCACAUCGAUUCAGUGCAGCCCAACGCGCAUAUAUUAGCACAUCUCAGUGUUUCCCUAGCUUUGAAUCUGUGCGAGU
Messenger RNA from Paraphaeosphaeria sporulosa, 2174 nucleotides. RefSeq lists its product as uncharacterized. The transcript is spliced from 5 exons. Lineage: Eukaryota; Fungi; Ascomycota; Dothideomycetes; Pleosporales; Didymosphaeriaceae. Gene Ontology annotation, molecular function: DNA-binding transcription factor activity, RNA polymerase II-specific; zinc ion binding. Gene Ontology annotation, biological process: regulation of DNA-templated transcription. The record is from RefSeq and is a predicted model, not a curated record. Bases 266 to 1837 code for a protein of 523 amino acids.